UCACGACGGCGGAGGUGUGUGUAUCCCCCGUAGACGGGGCCUCCAGGAUUCGUGCCGUCUAAUUGACAAUGGCUGAUAGUGAAUUUGAAGAAUUUCGCCAUUACUUUGAACGUUUACCUCAACAUUUAAAAGCGCCUAUUUCAAAUUACACUCUUGUUCAUGAUGUAUUGGUCGACGAUUCACCAACAUCAUCACAAGCCAGUGAUAAUGGGCAUCUCUCUUGUCCACGUAUUACACCACCAGAACCUGAUGAUUCAGAUGAUGAAGAAGAUGCCCAAAUUAUUAUUAAUCAGCAUAAUAUUCAAAGUGGUCACACAUCCGGUGAUGAUAGUGAAGACCUUGAUCACAAUUCUUCAAUAAUCGCUGACAGUGAUUUUAGCUUGUUCGGUGGACUGAGCAGCAGGAUUCGAUAUCAGCCUGGAGAUAGAGAUGGAGGAUCUCGAGGUGCAGUAAUCAACAUUAUUGGACAAUACGACAGUGCAAUAGUCAGUGAUUCGGUUGGUGGUUCGUGCUCAAGUCUCACGACUGGAUCAUCAUGUUGCCCUACUCCUGAACACGCGGGCAAUCGACCUGCUAGUAGUGCUAAUGAACGACGACGCAGACGUUUACCCGAAAUACCAAAAAAUAAUUAUAAUAAUAAUAAUAACAACAACAACAACAACAACAACAAAUCAAUGACAGGUAAUUAUGUGCCUCUACACACAUCCCCUUCGUUAGCUGACGAAUUGGCAGGUGUGUCAGGAGUUAUUGGAGCCGGAAGACCGCAUUUAGUUCUUAGAAAAUGUCAUUCACGACUACUUAACGAAGAUACAUCGCCUGACAGUGAAAGAAUGACCACUGACAGUGGACAUAGUACUGCUCAUUCACCUGAUAAUGGACCUAAAAGUGUAUCACCUAUUCCAUCUAGUAAUAAUUUACAAAAUACUGAUUCUGCAUCACCCAGUAGCACUCCAGGAAGUGGAGGAAUUCCAUUCACACAAUUAGAAUUACUAGAAGCAACACAUCGCGGUCUUCAUAAAUUUAUACCACGACAUCAUGACGAAAUAGAUUUAGAAAUUGGUGAUCCAAUUUAUGUGCAAAAAGAAGCUGAUGAUUUAUGGUGUGAAGGUGUAAAUUUACGGACAGGACGUCAAGGAAUAUUUCCGUCUGCUUAUGCUGUAGAUAUGGACUACAGUGAUUUUGAUCCUACUGCACCAAAAGUUAAGCGAGAACGUUAUUUGUUGGGUUAUUUAGGAUCCGUUGAAACUUUGGCUCACAAAGGAACAGGUGUUGUUUGUCAAGCAGUCAGAAGAAUUGUUGGCAAUACAGCUAGUGAUUUACCAGAAUCACAAAGUUGUAUAUUAGAAAUAUCUGAUCAGGGACUUCGUAUGGUUGAUCGAAGUAGUAAACCAAGGCAACGAAAAAAUCGAGGGCCAUGUCAUGACUAUUUUUAUUCACUUAAAAAUGUAUCUUUUUGUGCAUUUCAUCCACGAGAUCAUAGAUAUCUUGGGUUUAUUACUAAACACCCUACACUACAAAGGUUUGCAUGUCAUGUAUUUAUUGGACAAGAAUCAACAAGACCUGUUGCUGAGGCUGUUGGACGAGCUUUCCAUCGAUUCUAUACUAAAUUCAUUGAGACUGCUUUUCCCAUAGAGGACAUAUAUAUUGAGUAA
Microplitis demolitor is the source of this 1652-nucleotide messenger RNA. RefSeq names its product JNK-interacting protein 1 (gene Aplip1). The record is from RefSeq and is a predicted model, not a curated record. Gene Ontology annotation, molecular function: protein binding. The transcript has 8 exons. Gene Ontology annotation, biological process: regulation of JNK cascade. Bases 69 to 1652 code for a protein of 527 amino acids. Gene Ontology annotation, cellular component: cytoplasm. NCBI's taxonomy places the organism in Eukaryota, Metazoa, Arthropoda, Insecta, Hymenoptera, Braconidae.